AUGGCAGCUACUGAAGCAAAAAUGUUGGAACGAGGAAACCUGGUGGCCAGUGAAGCAGAAUCACUGAUUGAGCGGUUAUCUAGACAGUCCAUAUCUGAUGUUGGAUCUUCAAAAUGGACACGACAACAUCAGGACUUGGAACGACUCAAUAUUCAAGCCCAUUAUAACGUACUCAACCAGAACGAAGAGUUUAUUACUGAAGCCUUAAUCACAUUCGACAAGAUCCCUACUCUAAUCCAUGAACUGCUGGUCAUCAACUUGUGGAAGACCAAAGUUCUACCAUUGAUUGCCAACUCGUUGCCCAAAGAACAUGCCGUCAAGUUAUACUUUGUGAUGUAUCAUGAAGCAAUAUUGGUCAACUUGCUAGAGAUUGUCAUGUAUUCCAAGUCGUCAUGCUUGGCUGCUGGUGACACCAUAUUAGAUGUUAUAGACUAUUGUGCAAAGAAGUUUGCAUUGUUGUCUACAUGGACUGACUCCUCAGAUCCGAUGGAAGGUAAAACGUCUACUCAAGACAUGCUUCAGGUCUCAGAGGAAGAGCAUCAUGUAGCAAUAGCCCGAGAUCUAGACUAUGCAAUAGCAACAAGCACCAUGUCCAUAUUCAGAUACUUGACUGACUACAUCACCGAUCUUUCAUUAACAGCCAUGACUCGCAUCUUAAACACAAACGAUAUGAUUUGCAGUUGUGUAAGUGUCAUGGAACGUGCACCUUGGCUUCGAAAGACGCAACAACAUGGCAUGCAACGAUUUGAAGAUGGGAAAUGGAAAAAUGUUACCGUGGAGGAUGUCUCUGUUUUGGGAAAGGUUGAAGCUCAGAUGUGGAUUGCAUUAUACAAUAUGCUGUUGGAACCUGAAUGUAGGAAAAAGUACGAGUAUACUACAUCUCGACAGUCUAAGAUUCUUCGAUUAAGGGACUUUAUAACAGAAUCACUAGUAGAUCAAUUACCCGUUUUAGUUGGACUACAACGAGCAUUAGAAGAGUUGAGCAUCAUGCAACCUCCGGAUGAUCCUAGUGUCCAUCGUCGUGGUGCUAUGAUUGAACAGGUGUCUGAGUUGUAUGACGAGAUCAUCAAAGGCGUUGACUGGAAAAAGACCGCUCAUGCAUAUAAAAAGCAUGCCAUGCAAGAAACUGAUGCAUCGCGUAUGGAGACUGCCAAGAGUUUGGCAUCCAUGUACGAUCUAUCAGAACUAGAUGCACUGUUGGAUGAUCCUAAAUGUGCCAAAUGUGGUAAUCCGGCAGAGAAACGAUGCUCUCGAUGUCGUCAUGAAUGGUAUUGUAGUCGAGCAUGUCAAGUUAAGAGCUGGGCUGGGCAUAAAGCGAUUUGUGAUAUCUUAUACAAGGAGGUGUUGCAUGCUAAUGAGGAUGGAGAUGAGGGGGAGGGGCAGCAGCAGCAGUUGGUUAGUUGGUCUGGCAUCAAUGUUGCCGUGCAAUUACAAAAGAUUGGUUUCACGAAUUUCACGCUGUAUGAGAAGAAUCCUCAUUUGGGAGGAACUUGGUUUGAAAAUCGAUACCCUGGAUGCGCAUGCGAUGUGCCAUCGCACCUAUACAACUUCUCCUACGAGCGCAACCCAGACUGGUCAUCCACCUAUUCUUCCUGGGACGAAAUCCUCCAAUACACAAUCAAAGUCGCCACCAAAUACAAUGUCAUCCCCUUCAUCAAAGUAAACCACAAAGUAAUCGGUGCCACGUGGAACGAAUCGACUGGAACAUAUCGUGUUGAGAUUGACAAUAAUGGUACUAUUGUCACAGACACGUGUAAUGCAUUGAUUUUGGGAACUGGGGCGUUGAAUUCGCCGAGGAUUCCUGAUGUGCCUGGAGCUGAUACUUUUCCUGUUACUUUGCAUACUGGGAGGUGGGAUCCGAAUGUGAAGCUUGAGGGGAAGAGGGUUGGUGUUAUUGGGAAUGGGGCUUCCGGAAUUCAAUUGAUUCCUCAGAUUGUUCCUAAGGUUGGCAACCUUGACUUUUUCAUGAGGACACCACCAUGGAUUUUAGACUAUGCAAUUAGUGGUAAAUACACUGAUGAAGAAAAGAGAAAGUUCCGUGAAGAGCCUGGUGUCUUGGACAAGUAUCAGGAAGGACUUUGGAAUGACUUGAUGAAAGCCUGGCCUCUCUUCUUGACCGGUUCCAGAAUGCAAAACCGGAUUAGACAACGAUCGCUGGCCAAACUUGAAGCCGAGGUUAAAGAUCCUGUGCUUCGUAAGAAAUUGACUCCAAACUUUGCAGUUGGGUGCAGAAGACUGACAAUGAGUGCGACCUUCCUGUCCGCCGUCCAACAACCCAACGUAUCAGUCAUCACAGACACAAUCGAACGUGUAACUCCCGAAGGAAUUGUUCUCAAAACUGGCGAAUUAAGGAAACUGGAUGUCUUGAUUUACGCUACUGGAUUUGUAACUGAUUUCAAGCCACGUUUCCCAAUCAUUGGAAGAGGAGGAAAGAGUAUUGCUGAGGAGUUUGCUGAUGAUGCUGAGGGUUAUUUGGGAGUUGUUACAAAGACAUUCCCGAAUAUGUUUUUCAUGAUGGGUGUUAAUGCUCCAUGGAGCUUUGGAUCUGCACCACCUGCUAUUGAAGCAGUGACAAUGUAUGUUGUGCAAACCAUCCAAUUCAUGAUGAAAAACAGAGUCAAGAGCGUGGAAGUGAAAGAAUCUGUACAACGCAAAUGGAAUGAUGACGCUCUGAGCUUCUUCCCGACGACUGUAUGGUCUCUAGCAUGCGGCAAUUGGUAUAAAUCCAAGAAUGGGCGUUUUACUGCUAUCUGGCCGGGCACUUGGGAAGAGUUCAUUAAAGCUAUGGAAGCUCCGAAUAUCAAUGAUUUCAACAUUGAGCGAUGGCCUCAACCUGCUUCUGCAAGACUUUAA
Synchytrium microbalum is the source of this 2853-nucleotide messenger RNA. RefSeq lists its product as uncharacterized. The record is from RefSeq and is a predicted model, not a curated record. Bases 1 to 2853 code for a protein of 950 amino acids. Lineage: Eukaryota; Fungi; Chytridiomycota; Chytridiomycetes; Synchytriales; Synchytriaceae. The transcript has 24 exons.